CGAUGGCGGCGGACAGGCCGUACUAGUGAGACAGCGAAAUAAGCGCUGGACACUGUACUUCAUAUCCGUAGAUAAAGCGACCGGCGGACGAUAAAAGAGUACCGCGGAGUGGUCUUUAUCCUCAUCACGGAAAAAGGGUCAUCAAGGAGGAUCUAUUAGAGAGGGGAGUGUAUCACACUGUAGGAGGUUGAACAGCAGGCCGGAGCUGGGGACAUCACACAGCAGUCGCCAUGCAGAUCACUCUGAAGACCCUUCAGCAGCAGACCUUUAAGAUAGACAUCGACGCGGAGGAGACGGUCAAAGCACUGAAAGAAAAGAUUGAACUAGAAAAAGGGAAGGAUGCAUUUCCUGUCGCUGGUCAAAAGUUAAUUUAUGCAGGUAAAAUUCUAAAUGAUGACAUAGCCCUUAAAGAGUAUAAAAUUGACGAGAAGAACUUUGUGGUGGUUAUGGUGACAAAACCAAAAGGUGCAUCAUGUUCUUCGGCUCCAUCUCCAGCAACAUCCCAACCAGCCAGUGCUGCAGCUCCAGCUCCGGCCUCACCCCCCCUUACAUAUACACCAAUUGCCCGACAAAACGCCCCUAUACCCUUGCCUGUUCCUUUCUCUCUACCCACUGUUCCUACUCCUGCUGCACCUAUUUCUGAGCCAUCCACAACCACUGCACCUGAAGAAGAGAAACCUGAAGAGAAAACAGUCAGUCCACCAGAGACAGUGAGUCCCUCAUCAACUGAGUGCAGUUUACCAACGGAUUCUUCUCGGCCAUCUAUUUUCGAAGAUGCCACAAGCGCACUUGUUACAGGUCAAUCAUAUGAAAAUAUGGUAACUGAAAUUAUGUCAAUGGGCUAUGAACGAGAACAAGUAAUUGCUGCCCUUAGAGCAAGUUUUAACAAUCCAGACAGAGCAGUUGAAUACCUUCUGAUGGGAAUUCCUAGUGAUCGUGAAGAUCAGGCAGUUGCAGAACCUCCCGAAGCUCUCAGUAGUACUCCUACUCUUACUCCGCCUCUUACUCAGCCUCUUACUCAGCCUCUUCCAGCUGCGGCAGGUGCAGCUGCAACGACUACUACACCAUCUACACCUUCAACGGGAGGAAAUCCCCUUGAUUUCUUGCAGAAUCAGCCUCAAUUUCAGCAGAUGAGGCAGAUCAUUCAGCAGAAUCCUUCCCUGCUACCAGCACUUCUCCAACAAAUCGGUCGGGAGAAUCCUUCACUACUGCAGCAAAUUAGCCAGCAUCAAGAGCAAUUUAUUCAGAUGUUAAAUGAUCCAGUCCCAGAAGGUGGCAGGGAAGGUGGAGGUGGGAGAGGCGUUGCAGCAGAGGCUGGAAGCGGUCAUAUGAACUACAUCCAAGUCACACCUCAGGAAAAAGAAGCUAUAGAAAGGCUAAAGGCACUAGGAUUCCCUGAAGGACUUGUGAUACAGGCUUAUUUUGCAUGCGAGAAGAAUGAGAAUUUGGCUGCCAACUUCCUCCUACAGCAAAACUUUGACGAUGAUUGAAAAGAAGAGACUGUAUAUUUUUUUGUAUCUCACUUCACACCAGUGCAUUACACUAACUUUGCUCACUGGAUUUACUCGGAUGAUUUGGGUUCAUAUCCACAAUAUUCGGUGUAUGGUAGUAACGGGCGGGUGGGAGGGUUUGGGAAAAAUUAGGUAAUGAAAAUGCAUCCAGCUGCUUUAAUUAAGCAGUAACCGCAAUCCGCUUGUAUCAUAAUACAAAAGAAUUAAAACUAUACAACCAACAUAAA
Messenger RNA from Xenopus laevis (African clawed frog), 1738 nucleotides. RefSeq names its product RAD23 homolog B, nucleotide excision repair protein L homeolog (gene rad23b.L). Gene Ontology annotation, cellular component: cytosol; nucleoplasm; cytoplasm. Gene Ontology annotation, molecular function: damaged DNA binding; polyubiquitin modification-dependent protein binding; proteasome binding. Gene Ontology annotation, biological process: proteasome-mediated ubiquitin-dependent protein catabolic process; nucleotide-excision repair. The record is from RefSeq and is marked predicted. NCBI's taxonomy places the organism in Eukaryota, Metazoa, Chordata, Amphibia, Anura, Pipidae.